GGCGAGGAUCAUGGAAACCUUCCCCCGGCAGCGUUUCUUCACGCCGCGGGAGGUGUCGGUGCACAACCGGCCGUGGGACCUGUGGGUCUCCUAUCUGGGGCGGGUGUACGACCUCAGCCCCCUGUCCGAAGAGUACAGGGGGGACCUCCUCAUGAAGCCCAUCCUGGAAGUAGCAGGGAAAGACAUCAGCCACUGGUUCGACCCCAAGACCAGAGACAUACAGACGCACAUCAAUCCGCUCACGGGCUGCCUCAAGUACUACACACCCCAGGGCCGGUUUGUGCACAUCCCGCCGCCUCUUCCUCGCUCGGACUGGGCCAAUGAUUUUGGGGUGCCCUGGUGGAAAAACCCUCUGUACGAAAUGGGCACCUUGUCUGCGAAAACCCGGAACAUUCGGAUCAUCAACACGCUGACUUCUCAGGAGCAGACCCUCGAGGUCUGUUCAGAAGAAACCAUGUGGGAGAUCUUGAGGCGCUACCUGCCCUACAACGCGCACGCCGCCAGUUACACGUGGAAAUACCACGGCGUCUGCCUGGACAUGAGCAAGACCCUCGAGUAUAACAACGUUCCCGACGAAGACGAGGAGUUCUACCGGCUCAACAUGGACGCCGACGCCUUCACGCCUGCCAUUUUGCUCUACUUCAACGAUGACCUCACUGAGCUGUAGAAACCUGCCUAGUCGUGGGCCUAUUUCCCUCCAGCUGGAAGUCCCCGUUAGGUGCCCCUUCUUCUCCACAGCAGCUGCAGGACACCGAGCUUGUCUUUUAAGGGAAGGCAGCACAUUCGGUCCUUGGGCAAACCCAUUUUCUCUCCAGAACAAGACUUGGUGGGAAGGAAGAUGAUGGGUCCCUAAAACACGAUCUCCUGGUCUUGUGAACCCGGGCUCUCUACUGCAGCCACUAGGUGUCAGUCGUGGCUCAUGGUGCAGCCAUUUUGCCGCUCCGUCGUUCUUCACAUGGUUUUAAAAAAUAAUGGCAUUUUAUUAUCCUGCAGGCCUUGAGCUGGCAAAGCAGCUUUGCUCCCUUUUAUGCGGAGAGGGAGCCACGCAAUUUUAUAUUUGACUUUUCAACGGGUGUCCUCCGGCCUGCGCAUCCUGCUUAACCCUGAAGGAAAUGAAGGAAUCUUGGAGCAAUCAUUUGCACCCGUGUGAGCAAUUUCAAAGGCUUGCUUGGAGGAGUGGCUGGAGGUGGAGGAACGAGGAUCCCUUGGAGGAUAAGUGGGAUAAAAAUAAAUAGCAAAACGUAGGAUGUUUGCGGUGAAGAUGUCAUUGUCCGGUCC
Messenger RNA from Thamnophis elegans (Western terrestrial garter snake), 1278 nucleotides. RefSeq names its product cytochrome b5 domain-containing protein 1. The transcript is spliced from 4 exons. The record is from RefSeq and is a predicted model, not a curated record. Bases 11 to 667 code for a protein of 218 amino acids. Lineage: Eukaryota; Metazoa; Chordata; Lepidosauria; Squamata; Natricidae.